CGCAACAGAGGAGCUGGCGGAAGUCUGAGCUGGGAAGGAGCCUUGCUUGUCCUCUCCAGCAGAGGUGGGUGUCUUGGAACAGGCCGAGGGGCUCAGCACCAUGGCCACGCUGAGCGUCAAGCCCAGCCAACGCUUCCAGUUGCAGGACUGGCACACCAACAGCUACCUGCUGUCCACCAACGCUGAGCGGCAGCGAAAUGCGUCCCACCAGAUCCGCCAGGAGGCCCGGAUCCUCCGCAAUGAGACCAACAACCAGACCAUUUGGGAUGAACACGACAAUAGGACUCGACUGGAAGAGAGAGUUAAUACAGUCAACCGGUGGAAGGAGAUGCUGGACAAGUGUCUGACGGAUUUAGAUGCAGAGAUCGACGCCCUGACACAGAUGAAAGAGUCAGCAGAGAAAAACCUGCAGGCUAAGAACCUGCCCCUGGAUGUGGCAAUCCAGUGCCUGACCCUGCGGGACAGCCGGCGGGACGUUGACGUGGUGAGGGACCCUGUGGAGGAAGAGCUGCACAAAGAGGUGGAAGUCAUUGAUGCCACCAAGAAGGCCUUGCAGCAGAAGGUCAGCCAGACGUUUGAGAAGCUCUGCCUCCUGCAGGAUAUCCGACAGCAGCUCAACUCUGACCAUCGGGGCAAAAUGGAGACAUUGGACAUUGACAGAGGUUGCCUCUCUCUCAACCUCAAGUCCCCAAACAUCUCUCUGAAGAUUAAUCCCGCGCGUGUCCCCGAUGGCUCCUCAUCACUUCAAGAGUGGGAUGAAGUUAGUCGGUUCAACAAGAACCGGGCAGAAGCCGAGAUGAAAGAAGCCACAGACCUGAGGGAGGCCAUCGCCCUCACUAUUGCUAAGACCAACAAUGAACUUGAAGCCCAGAGGGUGGCAACGGAAUUUGCCUUCAGAAAGCGGCUGCGGGAGAUGGAGAAAAUAUACAGUGAGCUCAAGUGGCAAGAGAAGAAUACCUUGCAGGAGAUAGCUGACCUGCAGGAGGACAUCCGGCACCUGGAGGAAGAUCUGCACAGGAAGUUCCUGAACCUGAAGCUAUGCCAUACUCGGCUCGAGUCCAGAACCUACCGGCCCAAUAUGGAACUCUGCCGGGACCAGGCACAGUAUGGCCUCACUGACGAGGUUCACCAGUUAGAGGCAACCAUUGCUGCUCUGAGGCAGAAGUUGGCACAAGCACAGGAUGCUCUGGAUGCCCUGUACAAGCACCUGGCCCGGCUGCAGGCGGACAUCGCCUGCAAGGCCAACUCCAUGCUGUUGGACACCAAGUGCAUGGACACUCGCCGGAAGCUGACGGUGCCAGCCGAGAAGUUUGUGCCCGAGGUGGACACCUUCAACCGCACCACAAACCGUAUCCUGAGUCCACUCAAAAGCUGCCAGCUGCAGCUAGCCUAGCCUU
Myotis davidii is the source of this 1397-nucleotide messenger RNA. RefSeq names its product tektin 2 (gene TEKT2). Gene Ontology annotation, cellular component: microtubule cytoskeleton; nucleus. Lineage: Eukaryota; Metazoa; Chordata; Mammalia; Chiroptera; Vespertilionidae. The record is from RefSeq and is a predicted model, not a curated record. The coding region runs from base 101 to 1393 and encodes 430 amino acids. Gene Ontology annotation, biological process: cilium assembly; cilium movement involved in cell motility. The transcript is spliced from 10 exons.